Linderina pennispora is the source of this 1295-nucleotide messenger RNA. Its product is annotated as winged helix DNA-binding domain-containing protein. Lineage: Eukaryota; Fungi; Kickxellomycota; Kickxellomycetes; Kickxellales; Kickxellaceae. The record is from RefSeq and is a predicted model, not a curated record. The transcript is spliced from 2 exons. The coding region runs from base 237 to 1145 and encodes 302 amino acids. Gene Ontology annotation, biological process: regulation of DNA-templated transcription. Gene Ontology annotation, molecular function: sequence-specific DNA binding; DNA-binding transcription factor activity.
UAUAAGCUGGCGUCUACAGCCUUGGGGUCUCCUCCGCUUUAUCCUCACUUGGUAUCAGCCCUGCAAUUCGCACUUUCUCUCUUUCACUAAGCUUUUUAUAGCCUUUUUUACGCAGCCAGUCAUUUUUGUGAUCAUUUCCUCGCGCAUUUAGUACUUCCCAAUACCCCUUUGAGAUAUUUUCCCUCACAUCGAGGAAGGCUCAUUUGUUUAUUUGUAACCCUAUCAUCGUCAUCGCCAUGAUACGCAGCACUACGUCCGCAGUGACUACAAGAAAGUCCCACAGACCCUAUAGGCAAUACCCACUUCCACGGCCCGAGAACUUCAUUUCCAUUCUCUACAACAUCCUCGAGCACCACAACUACUGGUGUCUUCACUGGAAUGAAGAUGGGACUCAAAUUAUCGUCGAGCACCCAGAGUCGGUCGCACGCGAAGUCCUGCCGCACCACUUUGGGACCCGAAAGUACCAGUCCUUCACACGUCAAUUCCACCUCUACCGCUUCCGCCGCAUUGCCGACAGCCGCCGCGACAAGAAAUAUAAGGGCUACUGUCGCUUCUUCCAUCCGGACUUUCUGCGCGACCAUCCUCAUCUGAUCAGCGGUAUCACCCGUGUCAAGGUCUCGAAGGCCUCGGCUGCCGCCCGCAAGGAGAAGCGUGAGAAGGCCGCAAAGGCCAAGGCCGAAGCGAAAGCUCCUGUUAGGAUUACUAAAGGGGCCGAAAUCAAGAUUUGGCGGCUGAACCCAGCAUCCCCCAAUACUUCGCCGUCCAACGAUGGGACAAUAUCGCCGUCAGCACUGACGAUGUCAGGCGAUGACAUGAGCACACCGGAUAUUGAGCGGACAGCACCAGAGUUCAACACACCCGAGGCCAAGGAUGCUAUUGGGUCGCUCCAAAUCCUCGAGGAUGUUGUCGACGAACUGAGUCUUAGAGGUAAGUCAUCACGAAACCACAGCCUUCAUUCUGCGCCCUUAUUCAGUGCUCAUAGCUGGCCCCCUGCCCCCUCCAAAACCCCUUCUUUCAUCUGCAAGAUAAAUUUGUCGGUCAGAGCCCGGCUUUUUCAUAAGGAGCUGCAUCGCAUCCCAGCCAAAAAACGGCCAUGCUAUCUGCAAAGAAAGUUUGCAUCCAGCCUGCCGGAUGAUGUCUCAUAAUCACCACCAACAGUCAUUUCAAUUGCAGCAUGCCGUUGGCUGCUGCUCUGGCGGCCAAUUUGCUUAUUGUCAUUAUUGCGUUAUUAUGCUAUUGAUGGCUGAACAUAUACAGCGACAUGUUCCAAUGGAGCUGGCUAUUGCAUCUUAUUG